UGGCGGCGGUGGCGACGGCGGGGGUGGCGCGGGGCAUGGUCCCCGGGUCCGAGGGCCCGGCCCGCGCCGGGGGCCUGGUGGCCGACGUGGUGUUUGUGAUUGAGGGCACCGCCAACCUGGGGCCCUACUUCGAGGGGCUCCGCAACCACUAUCUGCUCCCCGCGAUCGAGUACUUCAAUGGUGGGCCCCCUGCCGAGACGGACUUCGGGGGAGACUAUGGGGGAACCCAGUAUAGCCUUGUGGUCUUCAACACGGUGGACUGUGCCCCGGAGUCCUACGUACAAUGCCACGCCCCCACCAGCAGCGCCUAUGAGUUUGUCACCUGGCUGGAUGGCAUUAGGUUCAUGGGCGGGGGCGGGGAGAGCUGCAGCCUCAUCGCAGAAGGCCUCAGCACCGCCCUGCAGCUGUUUGAUGACUUCAAGAAGAUGCGAGAGCAGAUUGGCCAGACACACCGAGUCUGUCUCUUGAUCUGCAACUCGCCCCCAUAUCUGCUGCCAGCUGUGGAGAGUACCACGUACUCAGGGUGCACCACUGAGAGCCUCGUGCAGAAGAUUGGGGAGCGAGGGAUACACUUCUCCAUUGUGUCUCCACGGAAGCUGCCUGCCCUCCGCCUUCUGUUUGAGAAGGCGGCGCCCCCCGCCCUGCUGGAGCCACUGCAGCCCCCUGCGGACGUGAGCCAGGACCCCAGGCACAUGGUGCUGGUGCGCGGGCUGGUGCUGCCUGUUGGGGGUAGCUCAGCCGCAGGCCCGCUCCAGCCGAAGCAGCCGGUUCCCCUGCCUCCUGCCCCGUCCUCGGCUGCCACCCUCUCCACAGCACCCCAGCAAGCUCUGCCCCCCGUCCCACCACAGUACCAGGUCCCUGGGAACCUGAGCGCCGCUCAGGUGGCUGCCCAGAAUGCAGUGGAGGCUGCCAAGAACCAGAAGGCUGGGCUGGGCCCACGCUUCUCGCCCAUCAACCCUCUGCAGCAAGCUGCCUCAGGAGUGGGACCCCCCUUCAGCCAGGCCCCAGCCUCUACACUGCCACAAGGGCCCCCUGGUGCCCCCAAGCCGCCUCCUUCAUCCCAGCCCAGCUUGGUGUCUACUGUAGCGCCUGGCCCAGGCCUGGCUCCUCCUGCCCCGUCUGGGGCCGCGUCUAUGGCUGGCUCCGUGGCCCCCGGCGGGGUGAGUGGCCCUUCCCCCGCCCAGAUGGGGGCCCCAGCUCUCGGUGGGCAGCAGUCUGUCCCCAACAAGCUCCUGGCAUGGAGUGGGGUUCUAGAGUGGCAAGAGAAACCUAAGCCAGCCUCGGUGGAUGCCAGCACCAAGCUGACCCGGUCACUGCCCUGUCAGGUCUACGUGAACCAUGGAGAGAACCUGAAGACGGAGCAGUGGCCGCAGAAGCUGAUCAUGCAGCUCAUCCCCCAGCAGCUGCUGACUACCCUGGGCCCUCUGUUCCGGAACUCGAGGAUGGUGCAGUUCCACUUCAACAAGGACCAGGAGUCCCUCAAGGGCCUCUACCGCAUCAUGGGCAAUGGCUUUGCGGGCUGCGUUCACUUCCCCCACACGGCCCCGUGCGAGGUGCGCGUGCUCAUGCUGCUGUACUCGUCCAAGAAGAAGAUCUUCAUGGGCCUCAUCCCCUACGACCAGAGCGGCUUUGUCAACGGCAUCCGUCAGGUCAUCACCAACCACAAGCAAGUCCAGCAGCAGAAGCUGGAGCAGCAGCGAGGGAUGGGGGCACAGCAGGCGCCUCCAGGCCUGGGCCCUAUUCUAGAGGACCAAGCAAGGCCCCCACAGAAUCUGCUCCAGCUCCGUGCACCGCAGCCCCAGCCUCAGGCCACUGUGGGGGCCUCUGGGGCCGCAGGGCAACCCCAGCCUCAAAGUACCACCCAGGCUCCUCCAGGUGCACCCCAGGGCCCCCCCGGAGCCGCCCCUGGUCCACCCCCUCCAGGACCCACCCUUCGGCCUCAGAACCCUGGAGCCAACCCUCAACUACGGAGUCUCCUCCUCAAUCCCCCACCGCCCCAGUCUGGGGUGCCCCUGCCCCAGGCUUCCCUCCACCACCUGCAGCCACCAGGGGCGCCCGCACUGCUGCCCCCACCACACCAGAGCCUGGGGCAGCCCCAGCUGGGGCCCCCUCUCCUGCACCCGCCGCCCGCCCAGUCCUGGCCUGCGCAGCUGCCCCCCCGUGCGCCACUUCCAGUGGCCAAACGAAAGAGAGAAGGAGAGGGCCGCGUGUUUCGAGAAAGAUGGGAGCGAGACUAUUUCUUUGUGGAAGUGAAGAACAUGCCUACGUGUUUAAUAUGCAAAAAAAUCGUGUCUGUGUUGAAAGAGUACAACCUGAAGCGCCACUAUGAGUCCCAGCACAGUAAGAGCUACAGCCAGUACACGGAGCAGACGCGCGCCGCCAUCCUCAGCGAGCUCAAGAAGGGGCUCAAGUGUCAGUAGGAGCGGAAGGAGUGAUGGGAAGAGAACUCCACCCCACCCCACCCCCAACCCCGGGCACGAGCACCCGAGUGUGGAGAGGAGUUGGAAUGCACGACUGUGAGGCGGGUUGAGUGCCACGGGCAUUUGCACGGCGCCAUGAGUUUACGGGUGCCUGGCUGAGUCCUCCGCACGUGGCCUCCUCUCCCCGCCGCUCCUAAACUCUGUCCAACCACUUAGCUUUAUUUAUUGGUGGUGGUGAGAAUCUUGAGGUGACCGAAGAUGUGUUCCCUUGGCGGGGGGGGGGGGGGUCGGGCCAAGGCAGGCCCUCUGCUGGAAGAUAGCCCCCCCCCCUUAGUCAUGUCUUGAGACAAGCCGGUGUCCCUGUGCACCUCAGGGGUUCGUAAGCACAACCACAGGCAGCCGUGGCAACGCCAGGAUCUGUCACCCUGCGGCAUCUGCUCAGGACUGAGGUCCGCCCCCCCAUCCCCCCUCCCCCCGCCCUCCCCAGGAAUCCAGUAGCACACGUCAUGGAGACCUUUGCCACAAAGCUCUGAGCUCCAGCCACGGGCCAGGGGAGCCCUGCUUGUGACAGAAAUCCCAGCGGUUGAACUUGGGGCCAUUUCAGAUCACGCAAAAGCCGCACCCCCUCUGCACCCCGGCUGCCUCUGCGGGGCUCCGCGCAAGCCACUCCUUGAACAUGGCCAUGUGGGCCCCAACCCCGCCAGCGCCAGGAGCCGGUGACACAAUGGGGCUCUUCCUUCGCUGUAGUUGCUUUCUGACUGUGAAAGGCUACUGUCUACCACAUUUGUGGGCCCCACACCAGCCCUCCCCCUCCCCCCACCAAGAGGCUCCCCGGACCACCCACCCCUCCUUUCUUGAAAUGAGCCAAUGCUGGCCCUUUGCUGUUGUCGCCCCGUGGCCUACUGUGUGAGCCCAGACCGCAAAUCAGGGCGGGCGGGCACUGGUUCUUAAACACUGUUCUUUUGGAAGACUGUGAGAUUUUUUUCAGCUCUGUCCACGUUUGGGGGUACCCACGCGGGUCCAGCAGCUGUUUUCCGUUACAACUCUGACUCAAAAAUAAUGGCUCCAGUGGAAGGACUCGAGGCUGGUUGAGCACCCCUGCCGGCCCGGCCUCGCCCGGCCCUCCAGCCGCAGCUCACAGGAGCAAGAGAAUUAUGAGAGAGCAAAAUUUUAAUAAUUAAAAUAGUUCUAUUUUUCAAUUUGUAUUUUUUCAAUUUCGAAUCUAAAGCAUAAGACGACAGUAUCAUACAUGUUUGUAUUCUGUUCCGUGCCUUCACCAUAGUUGAGUAAAGAUCCAAUUUGAUCUUC
Molecule: messenger RNA, 3728 nt
Organism: Dipodomys ordii (Ord's kangaroo rat)
Lineage: Eukaryota; Metazoa; Chordata; Mammalia; Rodentia; Heteromyidae
Gene: Med25
Product: mediator complex subunit 25
Exons: 18
Coding region: 36-2420 (794 amino acids)
Biological process (GO): positive regulation of transcription by RNA polymerase II
Cellular component (GO): mediator complex; transcription regulator complex
Source: RefSeq, a predicted model, not a curated record